AUGAUAAGCUGGUGCCUAGCUACUAUCAUGAUGACACCUAAAAGACAAGUAGAUCAAGUUGCUUUCUAUAAAGAAAAACUACAGUACGAGACAUUAAUAUUCUACUUUGUUAAUAAUCAAGAAUUCGAUCAUGUAAAUUUUAAUCAGAGAAAACAACAAGCAGAAACAUUAUGUCGUGCGGUGACACAAUUGAAACAAAUGAAAUCUCAUUAUCCAUCACCAAAAGAUUUAGAGCAGAUAUUAAGUCAGCAGAGUCUUGGAAUCUUUGGUGAUGAACAUGUUGAGCAACAAUCAUCAAUUCCAGCACGACAGAAUCCAUAUUUACCAUUCAAUAAACAAAAUAACCAGUUAUCAGCACUACUGCGAGCCACUAAUUUUAUGAAAGAAACCAUAGCAUUUGCCUGUUACCGAUAUCAUUUCAACGAUAGUAUCUAA
Messenger RNA from Didymodactylos carnosus, 435 nucleotides. NCBI's taxonomy places the organism in Eukaryota, Metazoa, Rotifera, Eurotatoria, Philodinida, Philodinidae. The record is from the annotation of a GenBank genome assembly.